Molecule: messenger RNA, 1445 nt
Organism: Eufriesea mexicana
Lineage: Eukaryota; Metazoa; Arthropoda; Insecta; Hymenoptera; Apidae
Product: F-box/WD repeat-containing protein 9
Exons: 7
Coding region: 187-1416 (409 amino acids)
Molecular function (GO): protein binding
Source: RefSeq, a predicted model, not a curated record
UGAGUCAUGCGCGUUCAUGCAAGACUGCAUCGUACAGGAGGACCAAAACGGUAAAUAACGUCAGUAAAAAAACAACCGUUACGUUUAUUUUUUCUUAUUACAAGGUGAAUCACUGGGACGUUUAACAGUCGAUCGAAUGAUAUUGUUUAAAAACGUAACGUUAAAUAUUGGCUCUUCUAACCUAAAAUGUGCGAUGAGGAACAAAAUUACGCUCAAAUUGAAACCGAUCAGACCAAGUCGCAAUUGUCUUUAUUGGAUCUUCCAAUUGAGAUAUUUCUUCAUAUCUGCUUAUUCCUAGAUACAUCUACAUUAGUACAUGGCUUAAGUUUAGUAUGCAAACAAUUUCAUCAAAUUUUAAAUGACAACUCACUAUGGAAAAUGAGGAUUAGUAAAAUUUGGCCAAAUACUGGUUAUCCAGUUUUGCCUCCUGCUGAAGAUGAUGAACUGUUUUGGAAAUUAUCAUGUGUUGCUCUAGAAAAGCAAAUAUCAUUAUGGACAAAAGAAAAUUCCAUGGAAAAGUUAUCACUUACCAAUGUACAAUACAGUACUAUUGAUGGUUUAUUAUUAAUGCAGGAUGGGAACAUUUGUAUAUCAGGAGCUAGAGAUCGAACUCUAGUAUGUUGGAAACUUCCUACAGCAGAAAAUGAGAAAGAUAGUUACACAUGUAUAGAACUUGCACAUAAUGGAUGGAUUUGGGAUCUAGCAGCAAUAGAUAAUACAGUCUAUAGUUGCAGCUGGGAUCAAACUGUCAAAGCAUGGACGCUAACUAACACUGGUCUUGUUCCCUUCAAAACUUAUGACAUGGCUAUCUCAGGUGCUUUAUUGUGCAUCGCAUCAUGUCCAGAUUUAGCUCUUUUUGCAACGGGAUCAUUUUGUAGAACUAUUUUAGUAUGUGAUUCGAGAUUAGAUUAUCAACCUAUUAUAGAGUACCAACCACAUACAAGAGCCGUAAUUAGUCUCGCCAUGAGUUCUCAUUUUAUUUUAUCUGCUAGUGAAGAUAGAACAGUAUGUAUAUGGGAUCAAAGAGCGCGAAAAAUUAUGAAAAGUGUCACGAUUUCUCAGGAAUCAUUCCCUAUGAGUAUGUGUAUCCAGCGAGAUAUGGUUUAUGUAGGAGAUGGUAAUGCAAAAUUACACGUACUUGAUCCAAACAAAGGUUUUGAACCAGUCAAAUAUUAUACUACUGAACAUAAGAAAGGUAUUAACGGUGUUCAUCUUGCACCUGGAUGUCUAAUCACAUGUUCUAUGGAUGAAACAGUUCGAAUUUCCAGUCCUACCGACCCUCCACAACCUCUUACUACUUUAAAGUCUAAUUAUGGUGAAAUAGCUAGUACGGAUUAUUUAAAUGAUGUUCUUGCUGUUGCUGGAACAGAGGCAAUUGAAAUCUGGAGACCACAAUCGCAAGUCCAGUGUGCAUAAAUAUGUCAAUAAAUUAAUUACUUCUAUAA